UGGGAGGAGGAUGUAGAGGGGGUGUUUUCUUGAACGGGGACGGGAAAGAAUGUUCAGGGCGUUCUUUGUGUAACAGUGUGAUGUAGAGUCGGCAUCCGCCUUCAACACUAACGAACGAGAAUGAGCUUUGGGUACUGUGAGGGUCAUUCCACAGAGCUGUGCCGCGACUUUUCUCUCCACCACCUCUCUUCUCUUUUGGGAAAUCCAGUUCGGUUCCAUUUCGCAGAUUUCUGCCGUAGCAGAGCGACUUUUCUCUCCACCAUCUUUUGUCCCUUGGAAAUUGCAGCGUUCUACCGGAGCGGCGCGACUUUUCUCUCCAUCGUCUCUACUCCUCUGGAAAUCGCAGAGCUCUACCGGAGCAGCGCGACUUUUUUCCUCACCAUCUCUUCUGCUUCUCCUUCUCCUUCUCCUUGGGAUGUGCAAAACGUCGUUUGCGGGCCCACGAUGUGCUGUGCUGAUUUUUAUGCGACCGCGAACUUGUCAUGUCCAGGAAUCCUUUGUGCCGUGGUCAUGUGAGAAGGGUUGCUCGUGGUUGGGCUGCAAGCGGGCGGGUAACGUGCGUGCCUGCGUACGUAGAUUGCAACGGUGUACCUACUGUCUGUCUGUCGGUCGGUCUGUCUGUCUGUCUGUCUAUCUGACGAAGGAACGGAAACAACGAGAGGAGCGGUUUACCUACUGUCUAACGAAUCGCGUCGCACUUUCUUGAUUGAGUGGAAGGUGAGGAGCUGGCUGCGGAUGGACCAGAUAUUCCGCCUUGGUGAUUUGCGGGAGGGUCCUAUGGGCUCCUGGAUGGGUCGGCAUCGGCUCGUAGAUUGUGGUGGUUUCUCCGUAGAGCCCUUGUUGGAUUCCGGCUUUUCCGCGGACGAGGAGGGGGAGGAGAAGGAGGAGCAGGUUCUGGUCGCUGCGAGAGACCAGGUGCUGGGCGACUUGGUAUCGAAUUUGCCGACAAUUCAGCCACAUGUGGCCUCCGCUGCGAAAUUGACGACCAUCGACUGGCAGAUGGACCAGCAGAUGGAGGAUUCUCCGAUCGAUCAGCUCCCGGACUCCGUCCUUGUGAGCAUUCUCAGCUCUGUGAAUGAUGCCAAGUGGCUGGUCCGCUGCGCGGUGCUUUCCAAGCGCUUCAACUCCCUCGUCUGGCAGGUGCCAGAUGUCCGCUUCGGUUCUAGUGAGACCUUUGAAGGGGAGGAUGGGCGUCGAAGGUGCUGCUACAGCAUGUGGGAUGAUUUCGAGGAAAUCGUCACAGACACGGUGAUGAAAAUGACAGACCUGCAGUCUUUGACUGUGGUGAGCGAUGUUGAAUACUCGGAGGUUUCGGAGGAGGCAGUGGAAAUAUGGCUGAAACAUGCAGGGGGCAUGCUGCGCAGCCUGAAGCUCCACACUGAGAAGUCCCUUGCCCGGGACUCUGACUGCACGAUUGCGAAUCUCGAUAUGGUCCUGCGGUACUGCAGCACCCUAGAGGUUUUGGAUCUGUCGGUUGGCCGGUUGCGCUUAGGCCCCUGCAACAAUCCCCCACUUGGGAUUUUCAAGCGCCUUACCGAGUUGAAGGUGACGCAGCUUGUUGUGGAAUGGCAGGCAGAUCUCAGCGCGAUGCUCGCUUCCAUGCCUCGUCUAGAGACUCUCAUGCUUGAGCUAGUCUGCGGGCAGUUUAGGAACGUCAUCGACUUUCCUGGGCCGUCUCUGAAGCGUCUGGUGCUCAGCAUGGUUCCAAUGUAUGGCCCCGCCCUGGAUCCUUCCGCCGACGCGGGGAGACACGAUCACAAACAGAAAAUCGUCAUCACGGCACCGAAUUUGGAGAUUCUGGAACUCACCGUUCAUGGGACGUACUCGGUGGCCCUUGUAGGUGGAGGGAAACUGAAACACCUCCAGGCGAAUGUGUGGUUCGCCACCUUGGAUUUGGAGCUAAGUCCCGAGGUGAAGACUCUGGAAACGCUCGUAAUGCGUGCCAACCUGGAGUCAGGAGCGGAUAAUGGUAGAGGGUACUGGAAGACGUGGGACAGCAUCCUCAGCCGCUUCAACGACAGCUUGCAGAAGCUGACGUGGGGCGUCCAGUUUUUUGAGGAUGAGGAAGAUAGGGUCAACAGCCUGCCGGGGUAUCCAGCGGGAGGAAUCUUCCGCAAUGUGGUGUACAGUUCAAGGAAUGCCAUGCCAGGUAAAAGACCGAUACCCAUACAUCCACUCCAGUUCUGUCGGAACUUCCAUGAGCUGCGGACUCUUUCAAUAGAGUCUAGCGACUUUGUGCGGAGUUUGGAGAGGGGCUUCAUUUUGCUGAGCAAAAGCAUCGGUCAGAAGUGUGCGAAGAAGGAGGACGCUGCUACGGGCUGUGGGAAGAGUGAAGGUGCAAAGCUGGCAACAGAGGGGGGGGCGCGCGACAAAGAGGUGACCAACGGCCUUAAGAAGAAGCCUGCUAGGAACCCUAGCAGCACAGAUUUCCACGAUAAUGAUGCCAGCCCUAAGGCUUGUCAUGACUCUACGAGUAACUUUGAGGCCAUGAGCUGUCUGCCAAAAUUGGAACGGCUGCUUCUUCAGCUUGAGAGUGUCCGGGAAGUCACGGUGCAGGUUCUGUCUCUCUUUCUUGACGAGAGCCCUUCUCUGAGAAACGUUUUUGUCUGCACGGGUAAGUUUCAGCGAGCUUGGAGCGGCCGCCCUGAACAGAUGUGCAGGCUGCAAAACCUUGAGCAGAAGUACUCGAGAGUUAAGUUCCGCUACAGCACAUCUGCAACAUCCAUGGAUUCCCAGGACUUUUUGGUGUGAUGCUGUUCCACCAGUAUAGAUGAUAUGGGUGGAGGUUUGACGAAUUGCAAAGCUGCU
This is a messenger RNA of Chara braunii, 2808 nucleotides long. Lineage: Eukaryota; Viridiplantae; Streptophyta; Charophyceae; Charales; Characeae. The record is from the annotation of a GenBank genome assembly.